Meriones unguiculatus (Mongolian gerbil) is the source of this 930-nucleotide messenger RNA. RefSeq names its product olfactory receptor 5B3-like. Gene Ontology annotation, molecular function: olfactory receptor activity; odorant binding; G protein-coupled receptor activity. Gene Ontology annotation, biological process: G protein-coupled receptor signaling pathway; sensory perception of smell. The record is from RefSeq and is a predicted model, not a curated record. Lineage: Eukaryota; Metazoa; Chordata; Mammalia; Rodentia; Muridae. The transcript has a single exon. Gene Ontology annotation, cellular component: membrane. The coding region runs from base 4 to 930 and encodes 308 amino acids.
UGGAUGGAGAACAGGACAGAAGUGACACACUUCCUCCUGAUAGGACUCACCAAUGACCCAAGCCUUCAGUUUCCCCUUUUCAUUACCUUCCUCAUCAUCUACACCAUCACCCUAGUGGGGAACCUGGGGAUGAUCCUUCUGAUUGUCCUGGACUCUAAGCUCCACACACCCAUGUACUUUUUCUUAGGUAACCUGUCUCUCGUGGACUUUUGUUAUUCUUCAGCUGUUACUCCAACAGUGAUGGCCGGCCUUCUUAUAGGAAACAAGGUCAUGUCUUAUAAUGACUGUGCAACACAAAUGUUCUGUUUCACUGCCUUUGCCAGUGUGGAAAAUUACCUGUUAGCCUCAAUGGCAUAUGAUCGCUAUGCAGCAGUUUGCAAGCCUCUACAUUAUGCCACAACCAUGACUACAGGUGUGUGUGCAUGGCUGGUCAUAGGCUGCUAUGUCCUGGGUUUCCUAAAUGCUUCCAUUUACACAGGAGAUGCAUUCAGUCUUUCCUUCUGUGAGUCCAAUGUAGUCCAUCAUUUCUUUUGUGAUAUUCCAGCAGUCAUGGUUCUGUCUUGCUCUGAUAGGCAUAUCAAUGAGCUGCUUCUUGUUUAUACAGUGAGUUUCAACAUCUUUUUUGCUAUCAUAGUCAUCUGGAUUUCUUACAUACUCAUUUUCAUUACCAUCCUAAGGAUGCACACAGCUGCAGGACAUCGCAAGGCGAUUUCUACCUGUGCUUCUCACUUUACUGCAGUCUCCAUUUUCUAUGGAACUGUCAUCUUCAUGUACUUACAGCCCAGCUCCAAUCACUCCAUGGACACUGACAAAAUUGCAUCUGUGUUCUACACCAUGGUCAUCCCCAUGCUGAAUCCUGUAGUCUACAGCCUGAGGAACAAGGAGGUCAAGAGUGCAUUAUUAAAGCUAAAAAGCACAUUCACUUUUUGA